This is a messenger RNA of Pteropus alecto (black flying fox), 3540 nucleotides long. RefSeq names its product mucin 4, cell surface associated (gene MUC4). Bases 1 to 3540 code for a protein of 1179 amino acids. Gene Ontology annotation, biological process: cell-matrix adhesion. NCBI's taxonomy places the organism in Eukaryota, Metazoa, Chordata, Mammalia, Chiroptera, Pteropodidae. The record is from RefSeq and is a predicted model, not a curated record. The transcript has 24 exons.
AUGAGGGGGACCCGCUGGAGGAGGGUCCCCUGGGUAUUCCUGAUCUGCUUAUGUUCCUGCCUCCUUUGGCCAGUGGUUCUGGGAACAAUCACAGUCUCACAGAAGACAGAUAUCAAGAGAAGCACAGCAACACCCUCAACAACAUCCCAGAUCCUUACAACCUCCAAUCCCAGCACAUCCACAGGCACCAGCUCAACAACAGCUGUCCCAAUCCCUACUAAGCCUGAGAAAGGAGUUUCUCUCUUCCCCUAUGGGUCAAGUGUUGGAGACCAGGAGUUUGUCAGGAGGAGUGUGGACUUCACCUCGCCGCUCUUCGAGCCCCGGAUUGGCUUCCCUUUCGGCUCCUCUCUCCGAAAUUUUCUCUACUUCACAGAUAAUGGCCAGAUUAUCUUCCCGGAGUCAAGGUACCAGAUUUUCUCCUACCCCAACCCUCUUCUUAAAGGCUUCACAGGCGGGGACCAUGUGGCCUUGGUGGCUCCAUUCUGGGACGAUGCUGAUUUCUCCAGCCGCUGGGGAACCACAUUUUACCAGGAAUAUGAGACACUAUAUGAUGAUGACUACAGGCCACGUGUAGUCCAGCAGGUGGAGUCUUGGAUUAAAAGGUUCACAAACACCUGGAAUUACAAAGCCAGGUGGACCUUAAAGGUCACAUGGGUCAAUGCCCCCGCAUAUCCUGCCCAGUGGACCUUCGGGACUAACACCUACCAGGCCAUCCUCACCACCGAUGGGAGCAGAUCCUUCACCUUGUUUCUCUACCAAAGCGGUGGAAUGCAGUGGGACAUGACCCAGCUCCCAGGCAGCAGGGUCCUCAUGGGCUUCUCCAGUGGAGAUGGGUAUUAUGAAAACAGCCCACUGACAUUCCAGCCAGUGUGGGAGAGGUAUCGUCCAGAUCAAUUCCUGGAUUCCAACUCAGGCCUCAGGGGCCUGCAGGUCUAUAGGCUGCACAGGGAAGAAAGACCCAACUACCGUCUCAGGUGCCUGCAGUGGUUGAAGAGACAGCCUCAGUGGCCUGGCUGGGACUGGAACCAGAUCUCCUGCCCUUGCUCCUGGCAGCAGGGACUAUGGGACUUACGAUUCUUGCCCGUCCACACAGGCUGGUGGGGCCUCAGAAGCAGGCAGCUGUGCAGCUUCUCCUCCUGGCGUGGAGGAGCGUGCUGCAGCUAUGGGCCAUGGGGAGAGUUUCUCGAAGGCUGGAGAGUGCAGAGUCCUUGGCAGUUUGACCAAGAACUAGAGCCUCAACAGUGGUGCUGUCACUGGAAUGACCAGCCCUCCUUAUGUGCCAUGUACCAGCAAAGGUGGCCCCGCAUCAGCUGUGCUGGGUACCAGCCCCCCAGGCCUGCCUGGAUGUUUGGGGACCCACACAUCACCACCUUGGAUCAUGCCAAUUACACCUUCAAUGGGCUGGGGGACUUCCUGCUGGUCCAGGCCCAGGAUGGAAACUCCUCCUUCCUGCUUCAGGGCCGCACUGCCCAGACUGGCUCGGCCCAGGCCUCCAACUUCAUUGCCUUUGCCGCUCAGUACAACUCCAGCAGCCUGGACUCCAUCACAGUUCAAUGGUUUCUUGAGCCCGAUGACACAAUUCAAGUGCGGCUCAAUAACCAGACUGUGACAUUUGAUUCUAACCGUGAAGAUGCAGAAGGCCAGGAGAUAUUCAACACCACUGGAGUCGUAUUGAGCCGCAAUGGCUCGAUGGUAUCAGCCAGCUUAGAUGGGACAGUGACCAUCUCAGUGAUUGCUCUCUCCAACAUCCUCCAUGCCUCCUGCAGCCUCCCUGAGGAGUACCGAAACCGCACCGAGGGCCUCCUGGGGGUGUGGAAUGACAAUCCAGAUGAUGACUUCAAGAUGCCCAAUGACACCAUCAUUCCCAAAGAGAGCAACGAAGAGACACUUUUCCACUACGGAAUGACCUGGAAAAUCGACGGAACAAGCCUCCUUGGCAAGAGGGACAACAAUCUGCCUUCCAACUUCACUCCUGUCUUCAUUUCCCAACUUUUGAAAAACAACUCUUCGAGUGAGAAUUUGACCUCUGAGUGUCAUGGAAAUAAACAAUGCAUUUAUGACAUCCUGGUCACGGGAAACACAAGCACUGGACUGCACACUAAAAUGCUCUUUUCAAGCUACCAACAGAUGAACGCUACCCUCAACCAGUACCCGCCCUCUAUCAAUGGCCGUCGUUUGGUGGAAGCCUACAUGGGGCAGACCACACUGAUUCAGUACAACAGCAGCUCUACGAAUGUCACAUUCACGCUCAGAAACAACUACGCUGACUUCAAGCUUUUUGAGAAUGGGACAUUGCUAUGGACACCAAAGUCUCUGGAACCAUUCACUCUGGAGAUCUUAGCAAGAAAUAUCAAGGACAACUUAUCUUCUGUACUCCAGCCAAAGACCGUGGUCUGUGCUUGCAAGAGAGAGAAACAGUGUUUAUACAACCAGACCAGCGGGAUGAGCAAUUCCUCCAUGGAGGUGGCUGGCUGUGCGUGUGAUGGGAACACCUUUGGCCAAUACUGUGAACACACCAAGGACCCCUGUGCAGAGCAGUGCUUCCCGAAUGUGAAGUGCAUUCCUGGGAAGGGCUGCGAGGCAUGCCCCCUGCACCUGACUGGAGAUGGGCGUCACUGUGCACCUCUGGAAGACUCUAAACUCUGUCAGAACACGUCCUGCCCUGUGAAUUACUGCUACAAUGACGGCCAUUGCUACAUCUCCCAGACUCUAAACUGCCAGCCUGCCUGCAUCUGCCCCCAAGCCUUCACAGACACCCAAUGCUUCCUGGCUGGCAAUAAUUUUACUCCAGCCAUUGAACCAGGUCUUCCCUUAAGAAUCAUCCAGCUCUCACUCAGUGAAGGAAAAAAUGCCUCCAAAUCAGAGGUCAACUCCUCGGUGGCUUACAUACUGGGGAACCUGGACGUGCGGGCCUUUCUCUGGAACAGCAGAGUGGAAAAAAUUGAUCCCCCAGCUGCACUGGCCUCAGGAAGCAUCCUUCAAUACUGGAGGGUCAUCUCGGAAUUCCAGUACCGCCCCCAGGGGCCUGUCAUCGAUUUCCUGAACAACCAGCUGCUGGACGCAGUGGUGGAGGCAUUCCUACUGCAAGCCCUACGAAGGAGGUGGAAGAGAAGUGAGGGCCCCAGUAAUGACGACGUGGUCUUCCACCCCAUCUCCAGGAAAGAUAUAAGCAGUCUGAAUGCUCUGAACGUGAGCACACUGGAGGCUUACUUCAAAUGCAAAGGCUACAAGAAAUAUCGCCUGGUCUACAGCCCAUACAGUGGCUUCACUUGCAUGUCCCCAUGCAGUGAGGACUACUGUGAGCAUGGAGGCCAGUGCCAGCAUCUGCCAGACGGGCCCCACUGCAGCUGUGUGCCCUUCUCCAUCUACACGCCCUGGGGAGAUCGCUGCGAGCAUCUGAGCAUGAAACUCAGCGCUGUCUUGGGGAUCCUCUUUGGGACCCUGGGUGCCCUCUUGCUGCUGGGGACUGCGGUGUUUGUGGUCCUGCGCUUCUGGAGCUACAGGACCCAGUGCUCCUACCCCCUGGACUCAGAAAGCUGA